CCGAAGAGGCUCGUCUGAAGAAACUCGAGACCGAAGAGGAUGAGGCUCGAAGGAGAGAAAACCUGGAGCUCUUCCAAUCUCUCCGGAAAGGUGGUUUCCCCGCCACGGAGAGGGCGGCUUCCCCUAGCCCUGGUGACAGCGGUGCAGCGACGCCUGCCUCCGACGCCUCGAUGGGUCCUCCCUCGAAGCCGUCCGGCGCGGCGAAGCGCGAAAAGCCUGCUGCUCUCAAGCUGGAGACGACCAAGCCGGUUGAGCCUCCACAGCCAAGCGCCGCUAUGAAAUCCCUCCAGAGCGCGCGAUUCAUCGACGACCUGUCCAAGGUCAAGUACCCUCCUUCCAUCGUUUCUCCCAACCCGGCUCUGAACGCGAAUGCUCCUCCCGACCGCAAAUUCCAUUACAACAAGGAGUUCUUGCUCCAAUUCCAGAACGUCUUCAAGGAGAAGCCGUCUCUGGAUUGGGAUACUCGUGUGCGCGAGACCGUGGGCGAGAGCGGCGAUUCCGCGCGCCCCCAGUCGGCCCGCACGCCCAUGCUCGGUUCGCGCAACACUUCCCGGCCGGGCAUUCCGCAGAACUUCCAGAUGGGCACAUUUGGUCAGGGAACCAACCGCCAGAGCCUGCCUCCUGGCACCACUUCCGAGCAGCGUUUUGCCAUGUCCAAUGUCGGCCGCCCCGGGUCCAUGGGAACCAACCCGUUUGGCCAGUUUGGCCGUCCUGGUGGCAUGAGCACCCCUUCGCUCAGCCGAACCGGCUCAUCAGCUGCCUUGCAUUCCAACGCGCCUCAGUCUCCCCGUCCUUCUGGCAGCCGCGCUGGCACCCGGCAGGGCAGCAAGCGUGCUGAUAAACAGGCUCAGAAGAAGGAAGAGGAGAGCAACAAGGCGAUGCCGCUCACUGCCAACAAGGACGUUAAGCCAUUGACAAUCUCUGCCACUGGCUGGAAGCCUCGCAGUGUCGGCCAAGCUGCCGCCGGUCCUACUCCGGGCGGUGAUCGUCUCACCCCAGAAAUGGUGCAGCGCAAAGUUAAGGCCAACCUCAACAAGAUGACGCCGGAUAACUUCGACCGUAUCACGCAACAGAUCCUCGACAUCGUUUCCCAAUCCAAGGAUGAGACCGACGGGCGGACCCUGCGGCAGGUCAUCCAGCUCACGUUCGAGAAAGCGACGGACGAAGCGCACUGGGCUCCCAUGUACGCCAAGUUCUGCAAGCGUAUGCUUGAGAGCAUAAGCCCUGAAAUCAGGGACGAGAGCAUUCGUGACAAGAACGGCAACGUGGUUGCGGGUGGCAGCCUGUUCCGCAAGUACCUGCUCAACCGUUGCCAGGAGGAGUUCGAACGCGGCUGGAAGGUGAACCUUCCUCCCAAGCCCGAGGGCGCGACGGAAGAAGCGGCCAUGAUGUCGGACGAGUAUUACGCCGCUGCCGCUGCCAAGCGUCGUGGUCUGGGUCUGGUCAAGUUCAUUGGUGAACUGUACAAGCUGGGCAUGCUGACGGAGCGUAUCAUGCACGAAUGUGUCAAGAAGCUGGUCGACUACGAGGGCGUUCCUGACGAAGCCGAGGUGGAGAGUCUGACGAGCCUGCUCCGCACUAUUGGUGCCAGCUUGGAUGCGUCGGAGAAGGGUCACGCGAUGAUGGACGCAUACUUUGUCCGCAUCAACAUGAUGAUUGAGACAGCGGGCUUGCCCAGCCGACUCAAGUUCAUGCUCAUGGUAUGUUAA
Rasamsonia emersonii CBS 393.64 is the source of this 1709-nucleotide messenger RNA. RefSeq names its product eIF-4F a subunit of a mRNA cap-binding protein. The transcript has a single exon. Lineage: Eukaryota; Fungi; Ascomycota; Eurotiomycetes; Eurotiales; Trichocomaceae. Gene Ontology annotation, cellular component: eukaryotic translation initiation factor 4F complex. The record is from RefSeq and is a predicted model, not a curated record. Gene Ontology annotation, molecular function: mRNA binding; translation initiation factor activity; protein binding. The annotation marks the transcript as partial.